AUGUCAUCUCCAGACCUCAACGUCGACCAGGUAAACGCAGCUCUAAGCAUCAACCCAGCGCUCCUCUCCUCAUUCACAGUUCCGGACGGCGCUACCAUCCACCAAUCCCAAGAACAUCUCAAGAUCCUCAACCAAAUUCGCUCUCUCAUCUCCUCAGACCCUCACUUCAUGCACAAAGACCGAGGCAAACGAAUCCGAAACGCCGAAAUCAAGCACGCAACAGCGUACCACAAAUCCCUCACCUCAGGCGCCCGCGUCCGCAGUCUCCCCAACGAAGUCUUGGCCCACAUCUUUUCCUUUUUACCUCAGGAGGAGGUGGAUGGUAUCAAGUCACCGUACAGGAACUACUCGCUGGUGUGUAAGAGGUGGUACAGCUUCAUCCAAGACCACACACCCCUCUGGACUAAGCUCAACAUUGAUGUUGGACGUCUCAAUCCCAUUAAAUCCAAUAAGCUCCUCAAACGGGCACUUGGAAAUUCUAAAUGCGCAGGGAUGAACGUCUCACUCACUUACGGCGAAUGUAACUCGGACUCCUUCCAGCCUCCCUCCCCCACUCCAGCCUGGGCUAGCCUGCUCAAAGCAUCGCAGCACCGCUGGGUCUCUUUGACGGUUGUAGGAACAAGUAUCCACGCACUCGUCCAAUUCGGUCUGGUAGGUCCCAAGGUCGAGUUGCCCAAUGUGCAUUCGGUAAUAUACAUCUCAGGUGAGCACCGAAGCAGCGUCUCCAAACCGUCCUCAGUGUCUAGACUACCAGACUCGGGGGCUGUAACCACCAGAGACCGACUCCUCGGCCUCCUCCCCGCCUGUACGUCGAUUACUUUGGUCGGGAGCAGCGGCAUACACCGCACCCUCCCCUGUUCCCUCCUCAAAUCACAAACCACCUCACUCACCUUCUCAACCUCCAACGGCUGGAUAAUCCAGAUACCCUUGGUUAUAACGUACCUCCAGUACACCGCCGCGCACCUCAAGAGACUUGUAAUCGGUGGCAACGAAAUCGCAGCUCCGAGUUUCCAUACGUCUAGUUUAGCGCCCAAGGCCCGCGAUAUGGCGUCUUUGCCUCGGCAUUUGAAGGUGGUACUUCGGAGAUUGAAGGUGCUGGAGCUGGGGAUGCCGAUGUCCAAGGUCUACCUUCGUCUACUCCGUACACCCGGUCUGGAAGAACUCGUUGUGAACCUGGGCGAUCCGUUCAUCAACACUUACUAUGGAACCUCGUGCACCGGAUUCCACUACAUCCGCAAGUUCGUGUGGAGGAACAAAGUGGAGUACUUGGAUACAGGUAGGUUCAAGGUCAAGACGCUUGUAAUCCGAGGGUUGGAGCCUCAAGCUGUCACAGAGGGCUUGAUCAAGACGAUGAAGGAGCUCGACACCGUCGAGAAGGGCCCGUCCAGCCGCUUCCUCCUUCAACAAAUCCUUGGCAAAUGA
This is a messenger RNA of Coprinopsis cinerea okayama7#130, 1422 nucleotides long. RefSeq lists its product as hypothetical. Gene Ontology annotation, molecular function: protein binding. The transcript is spliced from 2 exons. Lineage: Eukaryota; Fungi; Basidiomycota; Agaricomycetes; Agaricales; Psathyrellaceae. The coding region runs from base 1 to 1422 and encodes 473 amino acids. The record is from RefSeq and is a predicted model, not a curated record.